Molecule: messenger RNA, 1269 nt
Organism: Aspergillus ibericus CBS 121593
Lineage: Eukaryota; Fungi; Ascomycota; Eurotiomycetes; Eurotiales; Aspergillaceae
Product: twinfilin
Exons: 4
Coding region: 114-1139 (341 amino acids)
Biological process (GO): barbed-end actin filament capping; actin filament depolymerization
Cellular component (GO): actin filament; cytoplasm
Molecular function (GO): actin monomer binding; actin filament binding
Source: RefSeq, a predicted model, not a curated record
CCUUCCCCUCCGUCUCCCCGAACCACCCUUAGAUAAACCCCUCGACUGCAGGAAGCAGACCGGCCGAUAAAUUUUGCAUUCAGACGGCCAGGCUUCUGCUGUCUCGAUCCAAGAUGCAGUCCGGAAUCUCAGUCUCCCAAGAGCUUCACGAUGCCUUCAAAACCUUCGUUUCCGAUACCUCGAUCUUCUGUCUCCCUGUGACAAUCAAGUCGGAAAGCCUGUCCCCUCUUCCCACGGUUCCCUUCGCCUCCCCGAACGCCUUCUACCCCUCCCUGUCCCAACUUUCGUCCGUCCUUGAACCCAAAACCCCCAUCUAUCUCCUGCUUCGUCGUCCGGAGGACGGAUCAUCCUCUCUUAUUGCUUUGACCUAUAUUCCUUCCAAUGCCGGUGUGCGCGCCAAGACUCUCUUCGCCUCAACCCGCGCCACGUUGGCUAGGGAACUAGGCACGGAGAAGUUCAGCUCGACUAUCUUCGCUACGGAUGAAGAUGAGGUUACUGGUGAGGCUGCAUGGCGUGAGCGGGAUGCAGAGAAGAAGGGUACCGCGGGCGGUUUCCGGCGUGAGGAUCUGAUGGGCGAGAAGGAGCGGGAGUUGGACGCCGUGCGGAGAGCCGAAGAGGAGGCUAGAAACGGCACCCCAAGUAGAGAUAUUGGUAUCGGAGGCACAUUCAACAGGGGAAACCCAUUCGGUGGUGCAUCCGUCCAGAUGCGUGUGGCUGAUGAUGUGAAGCAGGCCCUCGAAGGGCUGCAGCAGAGUGGGCUGGUACAGCUGGCCAUUGACGUUCCCACGGAGGCGUUCAAGGUUGCUGUCGCCGAGUCCGGGGUCGAGCCGAACUCGGUCGAGUCCCACAUCCCUCCGUCUUCCCCGCGGUACACGUUUUAUCACUAUCCCGACUCCGAUGCGGUGAUCUUCAUCUAUACCUGUCCCUCCGGUUCGUCGAUCAGAGAGCGUAUGCUGUACGCCAGUUCCCGGAUGCAUGCACUCACUAUGGCUGGCGAGCAAGGCCUGAAGAUCUCUAAGAAGAUCGAGGCAUCUUCUCCCGACGAGAUCACGGGUGAAAGGCUGCAUGAAGAAGUGCACCCACCACAGGACAACGGGCCCAGCCGGGGAUUCGCCAGACCGAGACGGCCGGGACGGUAAAUUUUUGGGGACGACUCGUAACCUCUGUAUAUCUCGCAUUAUGACAUCGACAGUAUAUAGCCCCGGGCACCUGUGACCGAACUCCGCUGGUAUCAUCCUAUCUCUGUAGCUGCAACAUCCGUUCAAAUUC